UCCAGAAGUGAGUAUGCGUGUCAUGGAGCAGAGUGGCAUGUGAAGAAUUUUGGACACGGAAGCGAACGGGCUGUGAGCCGCUUUGUGCCCGUUGCAAUCAUCUCCGAUCCCGUCCAAUCGCAAUGGCGAUGUGCCGCGCAGGCCUUCUCGGCAGCCGCCUUCCUCACCCCUUCCGAAUCCUCUGCCGCCAGAUGAGCACGGAGCCGAGGGUGGCCGUUGAUCGACUGAGGCAAUCAGGGCUGUUGAGGACCCAGGGACUUAUCGGUGGGAAGUGGAUCGAUGCUUAUGAUGGCAAAACCAUUCCGGUUCAUAAUCCUGCUACUGGUGAUGUUAUUGCUAAUGUUCCAUUCAUGGGAAGAAAUGAGGCCAUCAAUGCAAUAUCCUCUGCACAUGAGGCAUUUACAUCUUGGAGCAAACUCACAGCAAAUGAACGGAGCAAGCGUUUAAGAAAAUGGUAUGAUUUAAUCAUUUCUCAUAAAGAGGAUCUUGCACUACUUAUAACAUUGGAACAAGGAAAACCUUUAAAGGAGUCACUUGGCGAGGUUAACUAUGGGGCUUCAUUCAUUGAAUUUUUUGCCGAGGAAGCUAAAAGGAUCUAUGGUGACAUAAUUCCUCCUACAAUUGAUGAUCGCCGCUUGUUGGUUUUAAAACAGCCUGUUGGAGUAGUUGGAGCAAUAACUCCUUGGAACUUUCCUUUGGCCAUGAUUACUCGCAAGGUUGGGCCAGCAUUAGCUAGUGGUUGCACUGCUGUUGUCAAGCCGUCAGAGUAUACACCCUUAACUGCUUUAGCUGCAGCUGAGCUUGCUCUUCAAGCUGGCAUUUCACCAGGUGCACUAAACAUUGUAUUUGGAAAUGCUCCGGAUAUUGGUGAUUCUCUACUUGAAAGCACGAAGGUCAGGAAGAUCACCUUCACUGGAUCAACAGCUGUUGGAAAGAAACUUAUGGCAGGAUCAGCAAGUACUGUUAAAAAGAUAUCGUUGGAACUAGGUGGGAAUGCACCUUGCAUUGUGUUUGAUGAUGCUGAUCUGGAUGUUGCAGUAAAAGGCACCCUUGCAGCAAAAUUUCGCAACAGUGGCCAAACUUGUGUCUGUGCAAACAGAAUACUUGUGCAAGAAGGUAUAUAUGAUAAAUUCGCUAGUGCUUUUGCAAAGGCUGUUCAAGCUCUGGAAGUUGGCAAUGGCCUUAUUGAAACUACUGUUCAGGGUCCAUUGAUCAAUGAAGCCGCUUUAGAAAAGGUUGAAUCAUUAGUUAAAGAUGCUACUGGAAAGGGAGCAGAUGUACUAGUUGGGGGAAGGAGACACAGCCUAGGCAGGACAUUCUAUGAGCCUACUGUACUUGGAAAUGUCAAUAAUGAGAUGCUAAUAUCUAGUCAAGAAGUAUUUGGCCCAGUUGCACCACUUUUACGCUUUAAAACUGAAGAAGAGGCUAUACAAAUAGCUAAUGAUACAAAUGCAGGUAGAUAGAUCUACACAUGCUAGAGGGAACGUCGUAUGGCGCCAAAGUUAUCUGACAAAGCUCCUAUGAUGCUUAAGUCAAUACAAUGCUUGUGGAAGCAAAAGUACGAUGGAAAUUAAGAGAGAGAGAGAUUGUGAACUUGUCUACGUUGAAUAUACCUCACUACUUAUAGAUGUGUGGGAAGUGUGGAAUCUGUAGAGAUUAUGGCCAUAAUGUCCAAGAAAGUAGAGGGGUUGUUCUGAUUAUUUCAAUCAUUUUUGGUUGUUAAUCUCGCCUCAAUUACUAUUUGAUUAUAGCGGCUUCAAUUGUUCAGUCAUAGCUACCCUAGAGAUGGUGAUUGUGGAGUGACCAUUAUUAGAAUUGUGGGCCACUUCAAUUGUUCGAUUGGGGAACUGAGUUGUAUCAAGGGCUGUAAACAAGCCAAGCUGAGCCAAACUUUGUGGUGUUCAAGCUUGUUUGAUAAGGUAAUCAAGCCAAGCCAAGUCUAGAAUGAAUCAAGCUGUUAAAAUGAUUGUUCAAGCUUGGUUUGAUUUUUUUUUCAUAAGCUUAAACUCGGGUCCGUUUAAAU
Molecule: messenger RNA, 2023 nt
Organism: Zingiber officinale
Lineage: Eukaryota; Viridiplantae; Streptophyta; Magnoliopsida; Zingiberales; Zingiberaceae
Product: succinate-semialdehyde dehydrogenase, mitochondrial-like
Exons: 18
Coding region: 123-1463 (446 amino acids)
Biological process (GO): GABA catabolic process
Molecular function (GO): succinate-semialdehyde dehydrogenase (NAD+) activity
Source: RefSeq, a predicted model, not a curated record